Molecule: messenger RNA, 1086 nt
Organism: Rhizophagus irregularis DAOM 181602=DAOM 197198
Lineage: Eukaryota; Fungi; Glomeromycota; Glomeromycetes; Glomerales; Glomeraceae
Source: RefSeq, a predicted model, not a curated record
AUGGGCAACAAUUUUAGUAGCACUCCAAAGUUCACUUCGGCGACUUCGGCGACUUCGGCGGCAAGCAACAGCGGUUCAAGCAACAAUUCAGAAAGCAAUAGUUCAAAAAACAAGCCAAUAAACGAUAGUUUAACUUGGUAUAAUAAAAUCAAAGAUAAAUUAAAAGACGGGGAAGUUUGUAAUUCAUUUAAAGAGGAGGGGCUUGAUGAAUUGAUACUCAGUCUUGGGGAUGAGACAAGAUUUCUAAAUCGAUAUCUCAGGCUUGAUGAUAAUCAUUUGAAACAAAUCACUAAGGAUUUGCGGAAAUUAGAUGACAUUCAAAAAAAUAGAAAUAUUACAAGCGAGGAAGAACUAAGGAAAUCUGAUAAAUUCAAUGUUUAUUUAUUUAUUAGUAAGCUUUCAGAUAAUCGUUCCGACAGCCCAUUUCUUCGAUUUUUAGCAAAUUCUCUGUUUAAAAACAAAUAUGGAAUGUUUCACGUUGGAUUAGAGAUAAAUGGAAUUAUUUUAGAAUGGGGCACUGGUGACGCUGGUCCUCAUCUUAUUUAUCCAAGGGUCAACACAGAUCGAUUAUAUGAGAAGAUUGCACAUAUUCGCGUCUCAUAUUUUAGUCAAGAAUUUAACCUCUUAGACGCAAUGAGAAAGUUACUAUUUUUUGAACCAAAUAUUGGCGUUGUUCCUUCAAAAAAAUUACAAAUAAUUGCACAAAAAUGUGUUAAUUGGAAUAAGAAUUUUUAUUACAGUCCAUUAUCUCGUAAUUGCCAACAUUUUAUUGAUGAAAUGCUCGAAGCACUUGAUCUAAAAUUCAAUCCUGAAGGCGAGUUUGAAAAGUUUCUGGAUAGAAUUAUCAAGAAUACAGAUGAUAGAUUCUUGUUCCAAGAGAAACAGUUUUUUUCGAGACAAGAUCUCGACCAAUUUGCUAAUCAGAAUUGGAUGAAGAUCUCAAAUUUUUGGGAUCAAAGAUUACUUUUAUGUUAUUCGGAUAUGAUGAAUAAUAUGUAUGAGAAUAAUCAUGACGAAAAAUGGGGUCCUAUAAAAAACAAAUUAGAAUGGGAUGAAAGAGAAUAUGCACUAGUGAGAACAGAUUAA